This is a messenger RNA of Ruditapes philippinarum (Manila clam), 1298 nucleotides long. RefSeq names its product mitochondrial import inner membrane translocase subunit Tim21-like. NCBI's taxonomy places the organism in Eukaryota, Metazoa, Mollusca, Bivalvia, Venerida, Veneridae. Gene Ontology annotation, cellular component: TIM23 mitochondrial import inner membrane translocase complex. The coding region runs from base 209 to 871 and encodes 220 amino acids. Gene Ontology annotation, biological process: protein import into mitochondrial matrix. The record is from RefSeq and is a predicted model, not a curated record. The transcript is spliced from 6 exons.
AUCAAAGAAGCUGUGUAAAGGGAAAUCACUCUGUUAUCAAGUUGUCAUUGCUUAUAAGUUUUUUCUUAUUUUGUUCAGAAACACUAAAAAUAUGCUUUUGACAGUUAAUUAACUUUUAUCUCAAUUUAAUAUUUAAACAUGUUAAGCGAAGAUCUUUAAGUGACAUUUAUUUUUUACCAAGUUUUCACCUUGGGAACAUAGAUUGAAAAUGGCCCUUACUUGCAUAAACAUUGCAAGGCUUGCCACCAAACACAGGGUUGUUUUUAUGCUGGACAGAAGUUAUCUCCGAAUUAAUCAGAGCAAAUCAUCACCUUCUCUUUGGUUUGUUCAGUUUAAAUCAACUGAUUCAAAAUCUGGCAAAGCAGAUUCUGACAAAUCAAAAUCUGGCAAUGAAUUAGACGUAGCCAGGGAAAAUCCAUAUGCAGGGCUGACAUUUGGACAGAAAGUGAAAGAAGUAGGGAAGGAUGUUUCUUAUUUGGGAAUUUCACUGGUUGCAAUAGGAGUAUUAGGGGCAAUGAUUUACUUCAUUGGUAGAGAACUAUUUUCUGGUGAGAGUUCAAAUGGCGUCUAUACUAAAGCUUUUAAAAGAUGUGUCAACGACUCUGAGGUUAUAGUAGCAUUAGGUGAGCCUAUAAAAUGUUUCGGUGAGGAGACUAGGAGGGGUAGAAGACGACAUGUUAGUCAUGUAAUAUUUGAACAAGAUGGUAGGCAGCAUAUGAGGAUGAAGUUUUAUAUUCAAGGUUCAGAUAAGAAAGGAGAAGUGAAUUUAGAAGUUGUCAAGGAUGAUUCAGGAAAGUUUGCCUACAGAUAUCUUUUUGUACAGUUAGAACAGUUUCCAUAUAGAUCCAUUAUCCUAGAAGAUAACAGAUGAAUGCAGAGAAACAAUAAUAUAAAUAUUUUAUAUGAAAAAUUAGGAAAUUUAUGAAAUGUUUGGUUGCCAUGGAAACAUUGUUAUAGAAAUUUCAGAUGAUUUAUAGCUUACCAGAUGGAUUAUUGUUCGCCUGAUGUCAAGUUUUUGUAUGAAAAUAUGGAAAAACACACACAAAAAUUAAAUUAUUUAUGAUGAGUGGAAUGUAUAACUCUGUAAUUGCUUUUGUAAAAAAGAUUGUUGAAACAGUAUAGAUGAAGUCAGGAAUAUUGUCCUGGUUUAGAAGAUAUUGAAUGAAUGAUAAACUGUAUACAGUACUGGUAAUAAGACUAAGUGAUACUGUUGACAAAGUGCUUUUAUAUACAAUUUUAAUGUUUUGUUUUCAUCAUUAUCGAGAGAACAUAUUACCCGAAAUAAAAUUGUGAAACUA